Messenger RNA from Hemibagrus wyckioides, 1937 nucleotides. It is a transcript of the gene bada, whose product is annotated as BCL2 associated agonist of cell death a. Gene Ontology annotation, cellular component: mitochondrion. The record is from RefSeq and is a predicted model, not a curated record. Lineage: Eukaryota; Metazoa; Chordata; Actinopteri; Siluriformes; Bagridae. The transcript has 4 exons. Gene Ontology annotation, biological process: apoptotic process. Bases 291 to 881 code for a protein of 196 amino acids.
UGUACACAGACAACAACAAUAAACCCGGGGUGAUAUGAGAUCAUACACGCUGCCUCCAAACACUGGAGUGGAUCACAAAUUAGUCGGCAGCACGACAGUCGGCGGAUCGCGUAGACAAUCGGCGAAGACGAUCACUUUGACUCGAUGUCGCGUAAGGCGCUGGGUUUCGCUCUUUAUUUCGAUUCGAUGAAGAAGGCAAUAUUAGGAAUCCGGAGAUCGUCGCUGGAUUUAAAAACUUGCUGAUUAGCUUAGGCAAUGUUAGCUUUUGUUUUUUGGGUGUGUCGAGUGCCAUGAGCAAUCAAUACCUACAGAGACUGAGGAAAGCUUACUUUAAUUUCGAAAAGGAGGGAUAUACAAAAGUGAUCAACACCAGAAUAGGAAGUGAAGGAGGAGGAGGAGGAGGAGGAACGAUUCUGAAUCACUUCAUCUGGAAUCCGUCAAGAAUCACAGCUUUCGCCAUGGAUGAGACACCACACAGUGUCAGAGGAGACGACAGUCCUUUGGAUGACGACGAAGCAAGAUGGUCAGAGAAGAUGGAGAACACUAACCCUCCAAGGGUCGGAGGUCGAGUGCGACUCUACUCCGAGUCCCAGGUGCACACGGUGAGCCGCUGGGAAGACGCCGAGCUCCAGGAUGCUGUUUCCCCCGAAGAAAGCGGAGGAUCUUCAGACGGAGCUCCGUUCCGAGGCCGAUCCCAAUCCGCUCCCGCUGCACUGUGGAAAGCUAAAAAGUAUGGACGCAAGCUGAGAAGGAUGAGUGAUGAAUUUGACACCUGGCUGGACAGAGGGGACAUAAGGAGAGGGAGCGGUUCGCAGAAGCAACCUAGCCGUGGAUGGUUCUCCUUUAUUUGGGGAUCUAGAGAAGAGGAGGGAAGAGAAUAAAAUUCCACACAGUUCAGACAGAAAAGUGAAGCAACAAUCAAGACGAAGGCUGGUCAUGUUUUUCACCAGUAUGGCCUUUUUCAUCAAAGUGCUCCUGUUUCGAUUUUUUUUUUAUUUUAAAUUGUCCACAAAAUAAAAGGAGAAAGAUGCUUAAACAUUUGACCGCUGCAAUACCUUGAUGUGAAGAAGUGUUUUUAACAAUCGAUUUUAAGAUUCGACAAUCUUAGCUGACAAUCUGUGAAAUUUCCGGACAAUCUCAGACGUGCUGAAAAAAAUUCAACCUCUAAAUAUUUAGGAACUAUUUAUUCGUUUGUAUCCAUUAAAUGAAUAUUUGGUAAGAAAUGUGAAAUAUUGUUCUAUGCUGUCUUUUAUAAAUGGAUAUAUAUAUGUUGAGUUUGAAACAUUUGUCAUAUUGAAGGUUUUGAAGGAAUUGGUGGUCAAAAUGUAAAUGUUUUCCCAGGACUACAAAAGUCAGUGAAGCAGCCUGUGAAAAUGGUGUAGUGCUGGUUAACAACGAUGCGGGUAUUUGGUCCAAUUCAGUCAGGUUCGUCUCAGGGUUUUCUUUGAUCGCAGCAUUUGCUGUUGCUUUUUGUUAUCGUUUCCUUCGUAUUUAACAAGAUAUCAACUGGAGAUCCCAGUCUCAAUUACUGACUUUCUAAAAUGAAGUUUGUUUGCUUUACACACCCUUUCAUGUAUAUCAUGAAAGAUCUUUUUUUUGUUUUAACACACAGCACUGGACUUGAACAGUGGGGGUUAAUUUGCUUUGUAUGCAAAAGAACAGAGUUCCUGCCAGACCUUUGGUUAAGCAAAUCCUUACAGAUGGACAACCCAAAUGCUGCGUAAGCUGGGCUUGAAUCUAUGAGGCAUUUUUUGUGGAUGCCUUAUUCGCAAUGUGUUUCUAUUUGUCUUUUUUCACAAGCUCCCGCUAAGAAUUUAUACUGCGUUAAAUAUAUUGCGACGUGAAACUGUUUGUAUGACGAUUCGUUCUAUUUGUAUAAUUGUUGAAUUUAUUAUUUGUGAUCAAAUUCAAAAUAAAAAAAAAUUGAAUUCCAUGAA